Messenger RNA from Poecilia latipinna (sailfin molly), 2514 nucleotides. Its product is annotated as synembryn-A-like. Gene Ontology annotation, biological process: G protein-coupled receptor signaling pathway. The record is from RefSeq and is a predicted model, not a curated record. Bases 121 to 2136 code for a protein of 671 amino acids. Gene Ontology annotation, cellular component: plasma membrane; cytoplasm. NCBI's taxonomy places the organism in Eukaryota, Metazoa, Chordata, Actinopteri, Cyprinodontiformes, Poeciliidae. Gene Ontology annotation, molecular function: G-protein alpha-subunit binding; guanyl-nucleotide exchange factor activity. The transcript has 14 exons.
AGGAGGAGAGUUGCAGAGAAGGAAGGACAUUAAGCUUACAGACACUGUUUAAUUUGGAGGACAGAGACACUGCCUUGGACGGUGUAAGUGGAUUAUUACACCAACAGCAGACGCUCAGGCAUGGCACCCAACGUGGAGAAGAUCAUCCAGAGCAUCAGCCUCGGAGACCAGGACGCUGUCCAGCUCUUACUGGACAACUACAAUACCCAGUACGCAGAGUGCUUCUUUUUCAAUACUGAGGCACAAGAGAGAAAAAAGCAACAACGACUGGAAGAGUUCAGAAAGAACAAAAUAAGGGACUGUGCUUCAAACUCUGAUUCGGACAUUGACUCAGAUGAUGAGAGGCCGAAUCUUCUUCUCAGAGAGGGUCUGGCUGCUGCCCUGCUGGGCUUUGUCGGUGGUCAGUUGCAGCCUGCAGUGCUAAGAGCUUGUCUGCAUACUCUGCGAAUCCUCUCCCGUGACCGUAGAGCUAUGGGACCAAUGAUCACUGAUAGCGCCCUACUCACCUUGACACACCUGGGAGGUAUCAAUCUUCGGCAGCCCAGCCAGCAGCAGGACAAAACAAAAAUUCAAGAUCAGUGUGACAGAACACAGACACAGAUCCAUGGAAAAGAAGCAAGUGGAUGUCAGGGAGCAGUAGAUUCCAAUCAGAGGUGUACAGUUUCUUUUUCAGAGUGUCACUCCUUUAACCGGCGAGGGAACGUAGGGCACCUUGUGCUUGCUCCUGGGAAAAAAGACGCCCGGGAAGACGACAGUGAGGAAAACUGGAAAGUGGAAGAUGGGGAGGUGUGCAGGAAGGAGGCCAUGAAAGUCUUGUGUAAUAUAAUCUACAACAGUCCCCAGGCCCGGGAAAGAGCCAGCGCACUGAGGCUUCUACAGGGAUUAUGGGAGAGUCUGAAGCAGGGAAUCUGGAGUGGGGCACCACCCACUGGCCAGUUUUACAAACUGAGGCUUCUCUUCUUACUAACAGCCCUGAGGCCUGAGCUCAAGCUACAGCUGCAGCAGGAGCGUGGGGUGUUGGUUCUGACCUCAGCUUUGGAGCAGCGCCUGGUCUUGAGAUGGACCGAUGGAAAUCAGCUGAUCCCUGACAGCACUUCCUCUCCUGUCUCCAAGGAGGUGUCCCAGGAUGUUAUUGAGAUUCUCAAGAUCAUCUUCAACGUUGCUCACAGGUUAUACAGGCAGGAGCCUGAUGAGGAGGAAGCUGCUUUAUAUCGCCGCCUGGCAGCUGUCCUACACCACUGUCUGCUGCUGUCUUGUGAUGGAGCAGACACAUUGGAGGAACUACAAGGACAUACAGUAAACAUCCUGUCAGCCCUGCCCCUGACCUGCCUGGAUGUCCUGCUGGCUGUCCCUGUAGGACAGGCGUCUUAUAAGUAUGAAGGUGUCAACAUGGACUGUGUACACGCAUUGGUGCUCUUCAUGGACAGACGACUGAACAGGGGUCAGAAGCUGAAAGAGAAGCUGACUCCUGUUCUAAGUUUAUUGACAGAGAGUUCUCGGGUUCACAGGGAGACACGUCACUACUUGAGGCAAAAGAUCUUACCUCCUCUGAAGGACGUUGCUGUUCGGCCUGAGCAGGACAGUACUCUAAGAGGCCAGCUAGUCCGCCUGAUGACACAUGUUGAUACAGAUGUUAAGGACUGUGCAGCAGAGCUGCUGUUUGUGCUCUGCAAAGAAAAUGUAAGCCGCUUUGUUAAAUACACUGGCUAUGGGAACGCUGCAGGGCUGCUGGCAGCUCGGGGUCUGUUGAACGGCAGGAGGAACUCUGGGGAUGGCCAGUUUGCUUCUCACUACUCCAGCGACUCCGACUCAGACACAGAGGAGUACCGCCAGGCCAGAUCAAAGAUUAACCUGGUGACAGGCAGGGUGGAGGCAGAGCAGCCCGACCCAAUGGAAGGCAUGACAGAAGAAGAGAAGGAGAAGGAGGCCUGUCGUCUCAUCUGCAUGAUCAACAGACUAUCACAAGACCAAAUCAUUCAGCCAAUGAGUGUGACAAGAGAUGGGAGACUGGCUCCUCUUUGGGGCCAUAUGAGGAGCUGCACAGAAGAAAAAGAAGAGGAGGAAGAGGAGCAUGAAGAGGAAGAACAGGGCUUGAGUUCAAUGCCUCAGGGAUUGAAAGACAAAACAAUGAAAUAGCAAAAAAAAAAUUCUGCUACACUCAGAAAUGAACAAGCAAGUAUGAGAGAACUAUUAUCAUUCCCUUAUUGGGGCCCUCUUACUCUACACUUUGGUCUCUCUAAUAUUUAUUUUUAUUACGUCACCAUUAAUGCGGCCCAAACCACUGCGUGCAACCCCACAAAAUAUACAUUAAAACGUGCUGCCCAUCUCGAGAAGGGAGUUAUUACUUCUGUUGCCGUUUCAAUUUCCAUGAUAAACAUGGCAACAAACUAUGGCUUUGAAUUACAAUGGAAAAGAAUGCACCCACAAAAUAAAAGCCUUCAUAUUUUAUGCAGCAGGUAAUUGCUACUUUGCUGCAACCACUGUUACAUAUGGGAUUGGUGUAGCUUUUUAAAA